AUGUAUAUGGAGGGAGAUGUAGGGGACGCUUGUUUUCUUGCUUUCCUUCAUUUACCCUUUCUUUCUUUCAUUCAUCCUUUCCUUCAUCCAUUCGUUCAUUCAUUAACUAUUUCUUUCUUUCAUUCAUUAUUUCUUUGUUUCAUCAUUUCUUUCUUUCAUUCAUCCGUUCUUUCUUUCAUUCAUACUUUUUCAUUCAUUCUUUCUUUCUUUCGUUCAACUUUUCUUUCAUUCAUUCAUCCUUUCUUUCACUCAUUCAUCCUUUAUUUCAUUCAUUCAUUCAUUCAUCCUUUCUUUCAUUCAUUCAUCCUUUAUUUCAUUCAUUCAUUCAUCCUUUCUUUCAUUCAUUCAUUCAUCCUUUCUUUCAUUCAUUCAUUCAUUUUUCUUUCAUUCAUUCUUUCAUUCAUUCAUUCAUUUUCAUUCAUUCAUUCAUUCAUCCUUUCUUUCAUUCAUUCAUUCAUCCUUUCUUUCAUUCAUUCAUCCUUUCUUUCAUUCAUUCAUUCAUCCUUUCUUUCAUUCAUUCAUUCAUCCUUUCUUUCAUUCAUCCUUUCUUUCAUUCAUUCAUUCAUCCUUUCUUUCUUUCAUUCAUUCAUCCUUUCUUUCAUUCAUUCAUUUAUUCAUCCUUUCUUUCAUUCAUUCAUCUUUUCUUUCAUUCAUUCAUAUUUUCUUUCAUUCAUUCAUCUUUUCUUUCAUUCAUUCAUAUUUUCUUUCAUUCAUUCAUCCUUUCUUUCAUUCAUUCAUUCAUCCUUUCUUUUUUCAUUCAUUCAUUCAUUCAUCCUUUCUUUCAUUCAUUCAUUCAUUCAUCCUUUCUUUCAUUCAUUCAUUCAUUCAUUCAUUCAUUCAUCCUUUCUUUCAUUUUCAUUCAUUCAUUUUCAUCCUUUCUUUCUUUCAUUUUCCUUCAUUCCUUCAUCCUUUCUUUCAUUCUUUCAUUCAUUCAUUUUUCAUUUAUUCAUUCAUUCAUCCUUUCUUUCAUUCAUUUCUUUCAUUCAUUUUAACAUUUCUUUCCUUUCAUUCAUCCAUUCAUUCAUUUAUUCAUCCUUUCUUUCUUUCAUUCAUCCUUUCUUUCAUACAUUCAUUCUUUCUUUCAUUCAUCCUUUCUUUCUUUCAUCCUUUCUGUCUUUCAUCCUUUCUUUCAUUGAUCCCUCCUCUCUUUAUAUUCAUUCAUCAUAUCUUUCAGUCAUUCAUCCUUUCUUUCUUUCUUUCUUUCUUUCUUUCUUUCCUUCUUUCUUUCUUUCUUUUCUUUCAUUCAUUCAUUCAUCCUUUCUUUCAUUUUCAUCCCUCCUCCUUCCUCCCUAA
Molecule: messenger RNA, 1293 nt
Organism: Acanthosepion pharaonis
Lineage: Eukaryota; Metazoa; Mollusca; Cephalopoda; Sepiida; Sepiidae
Source: the annotation of a GenBank genome assembly